GGGCACACCGGCAGAAAAAUGAAGGUCACGUCCGAAAAAGGCGCCGACGUGAGUGCUGGCUACACAAAGCCGCGCCUUGCGCAGCUGGAGAACAUGCUGCAGGAGCUGAGGAGGUGCGAGGAGCGCAAACGACAGCAAGGCGUUGAGAGCGCGUCAGUUGCUGCUAAGCAGAAGCUGUUAUACGACCAGCUCCUGCAAACUAAAGAUGAACUUGCUGCCACGCAAGCGAGCAAGGCCAAAUUGUGUGAAGAAAUCGGGACGCUAAAGCAGACCAAGGAUCACCAAGCUAAACAGUUAAGCAAGUAUAAGCUCGACUUGCAGGCUGCACGUGAAUCCCAUGCGGCAAUGACGAAGAAGAUGGGGGAACUCGAGACGUCAACGUGGACGAUCAAGCAGCAGUACAUCCGAUCGCUCGCUUCACGCAUCAAGACGAGUGCUCUGGUUCUUCAGCAGCUGAACGCGAAAAAUGGGACCACCUUCAGUGCUCAUAUUUCCGAAACAAGCAGCGAAAGGGAGCAGGAUAAACCCAACAAACGCAAGCGUAUCAUGGAAGACAACGAGAAGCAACUAGAGGCUGUAGGUGGUGACAAGGUAUUGCCAAAGCAAGCAGGAAUCCCGGCGAAUAUCGAGUCUGGAUCUCGGCAACAGCAAUCACACAAUGUAGUAGUUGAACAGGUGACUGCAGCGAAGAUCAAGCUCGGUGUCGCCGUGACAGAUCACCACGAAUCGUUGUCCUCUGAUGAAACCCGCGAACAAAACGGCGAUCAUGCUGAAGCUGAGCGCCAAAUUACAGAGCUACAGUCUCAGCUCGCUACUCUCGAGUCGAAAUACUCGGCUUUAAAGGGUGCGGUCAUUGCGAUGGUUGAAAAACGAGGAUGA
Molecule: messenger RNA, 879 nt
Organism: Phytophthora infestans T30-4
Lineage: Eukaryota; Oomycota; Peronosporomycetes; Peronosporales; Peronosporaceae
Exons: 4
Coding region: 19-879 (286 amino acids)
Source: RefSeq, a predicted model, not a curated record